UGCUACAGCCGGAGCUGGGCGGUGGCGGUGGUGGCGGUGGCGGCGGCGGCGGCGGUGGGUGCUGGGGCAGGAAUCUCGGGGAGCCAGAGGCGGUGGCGCAAUGGAGGGUCUGGAAGAAAAUGGGAGUGUCCAAGUGGGAGAGUUGUUACCUUGCAAGAUUUGUGGAAGAACGUUCUUUCCAGUGGCAUUAAAAAAGCAUGGACCAAUUUGCCAGAAAACUGCCACUAAAAAACGGAAGACUUUUGAUUCAAGCAGACAAAGAGCUGAAGGAACUGAUAUUCCAACAGUAAAGCCUCUUAAACCUAGGCCUGAACCACCAAAGAAACCAUCUAAUUGGAGAAGAAAACACGAAGAGUUCAUUGCCACCAUAAGAGCAGCUAAAGGCCUUGAUCAGGCACUUAAAGAGGGUGGAAAACUUCCUCCUCCUCCUCCACCUUCUUAUGAUCCUGAUUAUAUUCAGUGUCCAUAUUGCCAGAGGAGAUUUAAUGAAAAUGCAGCUGAUAGACAUAUUAAUUUCUGUAAAGAACAGGCAGCACGUAUUAGUAAUAAAGGCAAAUUUUCUACUGAUACCAAAGGAAAGGCGACUUCUCGGACACAGUAUAAGCCGCCUGCACUUAAAAAGUCAAAUUCUCCUGGAACUGCACCAUCAGGAUCUUCACGAUUACCACAACCAAGUGGCGCUAGCAAAACUGUUGUAGGUGUGCCUUCAGGUAAAGUGUCUUCAGUUAGCAGCUCUUUGGGAAACAAACUUCAGACCUUGUCUCCCUCACAUAAAGGGAUAGCAGCGCCUCAUGUAGGUAAGAUGGACAAAUUAGCCCCUCCACUUCGAACUGGAAGACAUGUCCAAAGGUUGUAUGACAGUGAUACAAAAUCAGACAGUGCCAUCAAAAGACAUGAGUUAUUACCCAUUUACAAAACCAACAUCAAACCUCGAAAUUCCACACCACCUAGUUUGGCACGGAAUCCUUCCUCAGGUGUGCUUACAAACAAAAGAAAACCAUAUACUGAGAGCUACAUAGCCAGAGUGAGAGAGAACAUGACUGGGGGAGAGGGGCAGAAGAAGAGGGAGAAGCAGACUCCCCACAGAGCAGGGAGCCUGAUGCGGGGCUCCAUCCCAAGACCCUGGGAUCAUAACCUGAGCCGAAGGCAGAUGCUUAACCGACUGAGCCACUCAGGCGCCUGUAGAUCUUACCAUGCCAGAUGGAGACUAUAUAUCUUCGCUUAAUGGCGGAAACAUUAAAGGCAUGGAAGGAAAUUCAACAGGACACUUACCAAAAUUCUGCCAUGAGUGUGGGACUAAAUACCCUGUAGAGUGGGCGAAGUUUUGCUGUGAAUGUGGCAUUCGAAGAAUGGUUCUGUGAAUAGAGCUCAAAAGAAAAAGCUAAGUCCAGAAUUUUAUGACUAUUGCUGCUUGGACAGAUAGAGCACUUCCUUUAGUGAUUUUAUGCUAAAAUUAUUCAAAAUACUUUUUUCAGCAGUUUUUGGAGCAUAAUUCUUUGGCUGUGUAAUGUGUGUGUGUAUAUAAAUGUGUGCAUAUACUGUAUAUAAUAAAUACCUGAUGCCCCAAACUGUGCCAUUCAAGGAAAUAGUCACUCAUCUGUCACAAAAUAAUUUCAAGUGGAAUCAUUAACUUAGGUUUACUUUUCUGUUAUUAUUUUUAAAGCACAUUAAGCACACCGUCACAAACUCACAUGCCAGUGCUCAGCCCUUCAAGCUUUAGGAUGAUCAUUACUUGGAGCAAAACAUCAGAACAAACAUUUUUAUUGUCGAUUCCUGUUUUCACAUCAUAGAGUUUGGGAUGCUUGCAAUUUUGGAAAUGAAGAGAGUAUUUUCAGUUACAGUUAGUUAUGUAAGGACAUUUUCCUGUAGAGCUCUUUAAUAAUUAAUUUUAUAAAUAUUAAAAAAAAAGAAAGGAAUUAAACCUCUGCAGGUCUAUGUUGUCCUUUACUCGGUAUAUCAUUAAUUAUGUAAUUUAGAGAUCUUUAUUCAUUCUUUAAAAUGUAAUUAUGCAGUUUCCUUUUCAGAGACACAAGACUGAAAAAUACAAAUGUAUUUUAUUCCAGUUAUAACUGAAUGAUGUUUUCUUUACCUCUGUGUGUUAGUUGAAUGUAUAUUCUUUCUAUUUCUAAUUGUGUCUCCAUAUUUCACUUUUUUCUUUUUUAUAACCUCAUGUCUGAGGAGUUUUAAUUUACUACUUCUUUAUUUUUGCAACAUUUGAAAAUAAUUAUUUAAUAUAAGAGGCACAAAAUUCCUUGCAAAAUUCUACAUGUUUAUUUCUGUGUCUGAAUUUAGAAGAAAUUAUUUUAAUGGAUUUAAAAAAAAAACACCUCACCCUAAUAAAUAAUUUGGAUAAUUAAUCACUACUGCUGGGCCUGCAGGUAAAAAAUAUUUUAAUUUUUUAAUUUUAAUUUCCCUUGAAGUAUAGUUAGAUGUAGUGAUGCGUUCGUUAAGAGACUAAUUUUUCCUACUUGUAUUUUCUUUUUAGUGUUUAAUACUGAAACACAAUUCACAUCACAGUAAAAAAAACCUCUGAAAAUGCACUGCUUUAAUGCAUAGCUGACUUAUGUAAUUAAACAUUCACAAAAACUUAAUUACACUUUAACUUUGGCUAAAAUACAGCUUUUAAUCAUUGUCACUUUCAGUGUGACAGUAUUUAGUAGUAGAUUCUUUGAUUGCCUGUGUGGCCAUGUUCAGUCGCUCCUUAGUAAUUUCUGUAGAAUGGAAAGAGAGCUUUGAUCUUAUUACAAAGGUGUAAGCAAAUCCUUUAUAGGCCAUUUCUAGCUUCUCAUUUAUGAUUGUGAUCAACUAUAAGGGUUAAUGUAGAUAUUUGUGGUUUUUAAUUUUAUUUAUGCUCUUUAUAAUUGUAUUCAUUAGGUUUUGUUUUGUUUUUUUUGGUUUUUGUGUUUGUUUGUUUUUUCAUUCAGUCAGGGGAUAUAAACUUUGAGGUAAUGGGAAUUGUUUUAUUUACCUUAUAGUUUCUUUCCUGACUUUUCAUUAACCUUUUUUAAUCUGUUUGUCUUUAUUCAGUCAUAUUGGUCUAAAAAAAGAGUCCAUUACCUAGAAUAAGCUGUAAUUAAUUUAGGAGAAUAAUGUACAUAUUAGAUUUUCAUUUCAAUAAUAUAUGUUAUUCUUUCCUGUUAUAAAUCAUAUGAAGAACUUUAAACUUUGUUUUCCCUGGAACUGAGCACUAUUUUUCUUCUUCCAAGUUUUUUUUUUUAAGACCACGUAAUUUUUGCCCAAGGAAGGGGUAGAUAAAUGAACUUAAACGAAGUGGCACAUGUUUGUUUCUCACAGAAUUUUGCAGUAGCCAGUAAAUGUUAUAAUGUACUACAUGGAAAAUGAGUUCGUAAAAAAAUCAUCCAAUUCUAGAACCCAGAGAUUAUUAUAAACAGUAAGUAGGUGAAGUAUACUUAUGAAUUAUGAAACAUGUUGUGGCAAUGUAUUUAAAUGCAUUUUUGUAUUAAUUACAUAUAUUAUUCUCACAUUGAUUUGUUGUGCAAUAGUUCAGGUUAUAAGAAAUUUUCCUAGAUCUAUGCAUCAUUUACUUUAUUUUUAUUUAUUUUCACAAGUAUUUGCCAGUGUGGUAGAAUUAAAAAAAAAUGAUUGUAAGCUUAAAUUAAAAAUGUAAAAAUCGCUUAUAUAUUAUUCUGAAAGUCAUUAGCUUGAAAAAAUAAGAUUAUUAUGGUUGCUGUUGUCUCUUGUUCACUCUUUUUUAUUACAAAUACUGUCUUCAUUUUUGAACCAAUUCAAUAAAGACAUAAAGCAAAAAAAAUUUUCAAUUGGUCUUUAUUGAUGUCUUAGUUUUUAGCCAGACAGAGGUAGUAGAAAGAUAAGAGCAUACUGAAAUAUGAAGAAGAUAUUCAAAGUCAAAAUACAGAUUUUUUUUUAUUUUUUUAUUUUUUAUUUUUUUAAAAGAUUUUAUUUAUUUAUUUGAC
Messenger RNA from Ailuropoda melanoleuca (giant panda), 3935 nucleotides. It is a transcript of the gene ZC2HC1A, whose product is annotated as zinc finger C2HC-type containing 1A. The record is from RefSeq and is a predicted model, not a curated record. The coding region runs from base 101 to 1225 and encodes 374 amino acids. The transcript has 11 exons. Lineage: Eukaryota; Metazoa; Chordata; Mammalia; Carnivora; Ursidae.